Sorghum bicolor (sorghum) is the source of this 1676-nucleotide messenger RNA. RefSeq names its product myb-related protein Zm1. Lineage: Eukaryota; Viridiplantae; Streptophyta; Magnoliopsida; Poales; Poaceae. Bases 226 to 1392 code for a protein of 388 amino acids. The transcript is spliced from 2 exons. The record is from RefSeq and is a predicted model, not a curated record.
AGUCUCGAAGGUAAGAGAUUGUCACCUCAGUACCUCACCUCACCUGUCGUCUCCGCCUGCACGGCGUCUCCCCUGUCUUCGUCUCCGCCCUCAGUGCCUGCACAUAUAUACCCCCUGCUGAGCCGUGCUCUGCAUCAUCCAACCAGAACCCGGGAGCGGUGACAGGCUGAGAGCUUAGGCGAACCAAGAACACGCAGGGGCACGGACAGCCGGACAGGGAGAGGCAUGGGGCGAGGGCGAGCGCCGUGCUGCGCCAAGGUGGGGCUCAACAGGGGCUCCUGGACGCCGCAGGAGGACAUGCGCCUCAUCGCCUACAUCCAGAAGCACGGCCACGCCAACUGGCGGGCGCUGCCCAAGCAAGCAGGUUUGCUGCGGUGUGGGAAGAGCUGCAGGCUGCGGUGGAUCAACUACCUGCGGCCGGACCUCAAGCGCGGCAACUUCACCGCCGACGAGGAGGAGACCAUCAUAAGGCUGCACGGCUUGCUCGGGAACAAAUGGUCUAAGAUCGCUGCCUGCCUGCCGGGGAGGACGGACAACGAGAUCAAGAACGUGUGGAACACGCACCUGAAGAAGAAGAAGCAGGUGGCGCCGCGGGAGGAGCAGAAGGCUGGCGCGGCGGCGGACAAGAACGACGACGACGGCGCGGCGAGCGGCGAAGCCGGCACGCCUGCCACUGCCGCCUCCUCCUCGGCGUCCUCCUCGACGACGACGACGACGACCAACAACAGUUCCGCGGGCAGCGACAACUCCGGCGACCAGUGCGGCACGAGCAGGGAGCCUGACGUGAUCGACGCAUCCCUCCUCCAACUAGAAGACAUCGACGUCUCGGACAUGCUGGUGGACGCGCCCCCGGCGGCGGCGCAGCCAUGCCAGGCGCCAAUGCUGUCGUCGCCGUGCUCCUCGUCCUCCCUGACGACGACGUGCGUCGGCGGCGGCGUGGAGGAACUGAUCGAGCUUCCCGUGAUCGAGAUCGAGCCGGAGAUCUGGAGCAUCAUCGACGGCGAGAGCGCUACUGACGCGCCGGACGCCUCAGGUGGAGGCACAGCGCCAUGUACGGGCACCGCGGCCGUCGUCAGCACCAGCGAAGCAGAGGAAGCGGCGGCGGCCAACGAUUGGUGGUUGGAGAAUUUGGAGAAGGAGCUGGGCCUGUGGGGCCCAGCGGAGGAUACUCAGGCGGCCCACCCUGACCUACUGGACCACAUAGCAGCAGGCUUCAGCCCACUCGGCGCCUUGGAGUUGGAGAGGGACCCAGUGUCCACCUACUUCCAGACCGCGCCCGCCGUUGGGGAACCUGAACUGAUGGUGGCCGAACCAUCUGCCGUUCUGCUACGAGUCAUCAAUGAGCAACAGGAAGGAACGGAUCCCUUCCGUCCCGUUGAGAUCGAAGGCUGAGGUUUAAGAACGGUCUGAUCGGACGGACGGGGUUAAUUGUUAUACUACCUUUAGUCAGCACUCAGCAAUGGGCAACUAGCCUACUAUAUACAAAGAGGAUAGAGCAACGAACAUCUUGGUUCCUGGAGAUGUUUGAUGCAUCAAAUUCAAGUAGUUUGCUUGAUGCAGUGGCAAGUUCGUAUGUCUAGGUCAAUUAGGAUGCACUUACAGAACCGUCCCAUGUAGAGUGAAAACACUAAGUACUCUUCUUAACAGCGUUUAACAGGGGUUUGAUUGGUAUGGAA